UCGAGAUAUCUUCUACAUUGGAAUCACGACAUUAAAACGAAAUGGCAUUUAAGAUCUUCGUACUCUCCGCCCUUGUGGCCACUGCCAUCGCCAGUCCUCAAACCUACGGCUACGGGGCUCCUGGUCCUGAUUUCGGACCAGCCAAGUACGACUUCAACUACGCCGUCAACGACCCACCAUCCGGCAACGACUUCGGUCACCAGGAGUCUCGUGAUGGAGACUUCACUCAGGGUUCCUACUUCGUCCGCCUUCCCGACGGUCGCCUGCAGACGGUCAACUACAACGUGGAAGGAGAUUCCGGCUUCUUGGCUGAGGUCAGCUACGAGGGUCAGGCCCAAUACCCAACCCAGCCACGUGCCUACACACCUGCCCCUACCUAUGGUUAAACCAUGAUAAUCAUAUUUAUUAACAGGCGACUUUUGUACACAUCGAAAUAUUAAUAAAACAAUGAAUUAU
Penaeus monodon (black tiger shrimp) is the source of this 456-nucleotide messenger RNA. Its product is annotated as pro-resilin-like. The coding region runs from base 42 to 386 and encodes 114 amino acids. The transcript has 2 exons. The record is from RefSeq and is a predicted model, not a curated record. Gene Ontology annotation, cellular component: extracellular matrix. Lineage: Eukaryota; Metazoa; Arthropoda; Malacostraca; Decapoda; Penaeidae.